CCACAACCAACCCCGGAACCCUGCCUUUCCUCAAGCUCAUAAACCUUGUCGGAUUUCUUCAUUCCUCGUUUUGGCCAGUACGGCGAUGAUCACUCGUCGGGUCUCCAGAUAUGGAUGCGUCCUCGGUACAAGGGCUAAAACUUCAUGGGCAUGUGCUCUGGAUGGUCUCAACAAACCGGAUUAUUAUCGGGGCAUGAUUUUAUGGACUUGAAUUGGGAUUGGCAUUCGAGUCAUCAGCCAUAUGGCUCCCAUCCUUCCCGCCACCAUCAUUAGGAAAUAUCCCUUCGCUGGGUGAAGCACUCAAUAGCCCACUAUUGACGGACUGCUCAGAUGCCCACCAAGUUCGAAGGACUGCUGGACCGCAGCGGCCUGGAAGAUGUGAACUUGAACCCUACGAACUGGAAAGCACGUCUUCCGACGAGAUGGAGUAUUGACCUGGUGCGGCCGGACUUCAUUGCGUUGACGUUGAGACGCAGCGCAGCAAAGAAGCCCGCGAGACGAACAGCAUGGCUAGACGGUCUGAGAGGUUUCGCCGCACUCAUUGUGUAUCUCCAUCACCACCAGCUAUGGGCCCACGGUCUUCAUGGGAAUCUCGUGUUCGAAAACGCGUUCGGGUAUGAAGGGAGGCACUACUUUGCCGCUCUUCCCUUUGUGCGCAAUUUCUUCGCCGGAGGACAUUUCGCAGUCGCCAUCUUCUUCGUGAUUUCGGGAUACGUCCUCUCCUAUAAAUCUCUCUCUUUGAUUCAAAAGGGUCAGAUUUUACCAGCAGCAGACAGCGUGGGUUCAGCACUCUUCCGGCGAUGGCUACGCCUCUACAUCCCUGUCAUCGGAAUCACGCUCCUCUGGAUCGCGCAAAGACACUGGACGGGUAUCUGGAUCGAUUAUGGCGAGCCCAAGGAGAAUUUCGGAGCAGAGCUCAAGAACUGGUACUACAAGUUCAAGAACUACAGCUUUGUUUACACGACCGGCAGUAUCUAUGAUUUCAUGCACCUGUACCAUCCGCAUUCCUGGACCAUUCCCAUGGAAAUGAAGGGCUCCGUGAUUGUCUACACGGCGCUUACAGCAUUCUCUCGAUGCACGAGGCAGGCUCGACUUUGGUGCUCCGUCGGCCUGAUAUUCUACUUCCUUUACAUCGUAGACGGCUGGUACGGCGCCGUGUUCUGCUCCGGCAUGCUUUUAUGCGACCUCGACCUCCUAGCUCUGGAAAACCAGCUUCCGCGCUUCCUCGCCGCCCUGGAAGACUUCAAGGAGUUCAUUUAUUUCCAUCUCUUUAUCGUCGCACUGUACCUCGGUGGCGUCCCGUCUUGCGACCAAGAAAACUACCAGACCCUCCUCAACAGGUCUCCGGGAUGGAGGUUCCUUUCACACCUCACCCCCCAAGCCGUCUACGACCCAAAAUGGUUCUUCAACUUCUGGGCCGCCCUUCUCUUCGUGGCCUCUGUGCCGCGCCUCCCCUGGCUAAAGCACUUCUUCGAAUCGCGCUUCUGCCAGUACCUAGCACGCAUCUCCUUCGCGCUGUACCUCGUCCACGGCCCGCUCCUCAUCCUCCUCAGCGACAGAAUCUACGCCGCCGUUGGAUUCUCGCGCGGCUCGCAGAAAGGCCAUAUCGACGGGUGGAUCGACGCGUUUCCGAUUACGAAAAAGGGUCCCAUGGGGCUGGAACUGGCGUUCUGGAUUCCGCAGCUCGUGUUGUUUCCUGUGACGCUGUAUGCGGCCGAGGUGGGGACGAAGUUGCUGGAUGAGCCGAGCGUGAGGUUUUCGAAUUGGUUGUAUAGGAAGGCGAUUGCGCCGCCGGAGUCGCCUUCCAAGUCGGGGUCGUGAAUGGAUGUGGAAUGUAUGUAAUGAAUCGGAU
Westerdykella ornata is the source of this 1852-nucleotide messenger RNA. RefSeq names its product acyltransferas-like protein. The record is from RefSeq and is a predicted model, not a curated record. Gene Ontology annotation, molecular function: acyltransferase activity, transferring groups other than amino-acyl groups. NCBI's taxonomy places the organism in Eukaryota, Fungi, Ascomycota, Dothideomycetes, Pleosporales, Sporormiaceae. The transcript has a single exon. The coding region runs from base 331 to 1821 and encodes 496 amino acids. Gene Ontology annotation, biological process: polysaccharide biosynthetic process. Gene Ontology annotation, cellular component: membrane.